This is a messenger RNA of Gastrolobium bilobum, 4009 nucleotides long. Its product is annotated as histidine kinase 1. The record is from RefSeq and is a predicted model, not a curated record. Lineage: Eukaryota; Viridiplantae; Streptophyta; Magnoliopsida; Fabales; Fabaceae. Gene Ontology annotation, molecular function: phosphorelay sensor kinase activity. The transcript has 13 exons. Gene Ontology annotation, biological process: phosphorelay signal transduction system; phosphorylation. Bases 3 to 3734 code for a protein of 1243 amino acids.
UUAUGGCAGAAAACAAAGACGAAACCUGUUCUGAAAGUUCUGUAUCUUCACCAGGUUCAAGCUUACCUAUGGGUAAUAAGUGCAUAGACAUGUUUGAUAGAUUAUGCAGUUGUAACACUUUGUGGAAGAAAAGCAGCACCCCAAGAGGUCGAAGAACUUUCCAGAGCGAUGUGGAAAAAGAAGAAUUCCAGUAUGCUAGUAGUCAUUGUCUCUCAUCCUACUAUAGUGUGUUUGUGGUUCGACUAGCAAUCAUGGUCAUGCUAGCCAUCUUGAUAGGGCUGCUUACUAUACUGACAUGGCAUUUCACGAAGAUUUAUACAAGAAAAUCACUUAAUAGCUUGGCAUAUGGUCUGCGUUAUGAACUUCUGCAACGUCCCAUCUUGCGUAUGUGGAACAUUUUGAACUCUACUGCUGAAAUUACAAAUGCUCAGGUCAGGCUUUCCCAGUAUGUGAUCAGACGUUAUAGCAACCCUGCAACUCAAGCAGAGCAAGUUGAGCUGUAUGAAGCGAUGAGGGCUGUGACAUGGGCGCUGUUUGCUAGUAGAAAAGCUCUCAACUCAAUAACUAUCAAUUAUAAGAAUGGAUUUGUGCAGGCAUUCCAUAGAGAUCUGAAGGAUAACAAUACAUUUUACAUCUACUCUGAUCUUGCAAAUUACUCCAUAGGUGCCAGCAACUCUAACGAAAUCAAUUCCUUUUCAACACAUCAAGCUUGGGAAGAUAAAGCCAUUCAUGGUAACUAUUCUGCCAUUUGGUACCGCGAACCACUUGAUCCUAUCAGUGGCGAGAAGAUAGGAAAAGCUAUGCAAAUUGCACCUGAAGACUUAAUCAACAUAGCUGGCCUUUCCCAAGUACCUGAUGGUGUAGCUUCAUGGCAUGUUGCAGUGAGCAAGUUUACAGAUUCACCAUUGCUUUCAGCAGCAUUGCCAGUUUGGGACUCUUCUAAUAAGAGUAUCAUGGCAGUUGUGGGUGUCACAACUGCACUUUAUAGUGUAGGACAGCUAAUGAGAGAACUAGUUGAGUUGCAUAGUGGCCAUAUGUAUUUGACUUCCCAAGAAGGUUACUUACUUGCAACUUCCACAAGUGCACCUCUGCUCACAAAUUCAACAAAGCCUCCCAAGCUUAAGAUGGCUGUUGACUGUGAAGAUGAUGUAAUAAAACUGGGAGCCGAAUGGUUACAGAGAACUUAUGGGAACAAUUUUCCUCCAAGUCAUGAGGUUCAUGUAGAGAAUGCCAUGCUAGGCAACCAGCAAUAUUACAUUGACUCAUUCUUCCUAAACUUGAAGAGACUUCCUUUGGUAGGUGUAAUUAUCAUACCAAGAAAGUAUAUCAUGGGGAAGGUAGAUGAAAGAGCAUUCAAAACGUUGGUUAUUCUGAUAUCAGCCUCAUUAUGUAUUUUAGUCAUUGGGUGUGUUUGCAUUUUGAUAUUGACAAACGGAGUAUCAAAGGAAAUGAAUCUAAGAGCUGAACUGAUAAAUCAACUGGAAGCAAGAAGGAAGGCAGAGGCAUCAAGCAAUUAUAAAAGUCAAUUCCUUGCAAACAUGAGUCAUGAACUGAGGACACCUAUGGCAGCAGUAAUCGGGUUGCUUGACAUUCUUAUAUCUGAUGACUGUCUCACAAAUGAACAAUACUCAACAGUUACUCAAAUAAGAAAAUGCUCAACUGCUCUGCUACGUCUUCUUAACAACAUAUUGGAUCUGAGCAAGGUGGAAUCUGGAAAACUGGUCCUAGAAUAUGCAGAAUUUGAUUUGGGACGGGAACUUGAAGGGCUUGUAGAUAUGUUUUCUGUCCAAUGCAUCAACCACAAUGUAGAGACGGUUUUAGACCUAUCUGAUGAUAUGCCAAAGGUAGUUCGCGGUGAUUCUGCUAGGGUAGUUCAAAUAUUUGCAAAUUUGAUCAACAAUUCAAUCAAGUUUACUCCAUCGGGUCACAUUAUUCUGCGAGGAUGGUGUGAAAACCUAAACUCUUGCACUGAUAGUCCAAAUUUUCCUCUUGACCUGAAGAAAUCACGGAGUUUACAAAAGAGCAGAGAGAAGCCAAAUUCAAACCACGCAAAGAGAACAUCUAUAAGAGAUAACAAACUGAUACUUUGGUUUGAAGUUGAUGACACAGGCUGUGGUAUUGACCCAAGUAAAUGGGAUUCUGUGUUUGAAAGCUUUGAGCAAGCUGAUCCAUCAACUACUCGACUGCAUGGAGGCACUGGUCUUGGUCUUUGCAUUGUCAGAAACUUGGUUAAUAAGAUGGGUGGAGAUAUCAAGGUUGUCAAAAAGGAGGGCCCAGGAACACUGAUGCGAUUAUGCUUGCUACUCAAUGCACCCAUGGAUGUCACAGAACAACAUUGUGCAGUAGAUUUGACAGAUAGUGGCUUCGUGGUACUGCUUGCACUGCACGGCAACAUGGGUCGAGUAAUUACAUCCAAGUGGUUACAGAAAAACGGGGUGUGCACAAUGGAAGCGUCUGAUUGGAAUGGACUAACUCAAAUUUUGAGGGAACUCUUUCAUUCAAAAAGUUCAGUCCAUAAUAAUGACUUGGAUGCAAAUUAUCUAGUAAAUGAGAGAUUGAAUUCUAAACUACUCAACAUUCAAGAUAUGAGGAACCCGACUUUUGUCAUUGUUGUUGACAUUGAGCUACUUGACUUGAGCACAGAUAUAUGGAAGGAACAGCUUAACUUCCUUCACAGGUACUUUGGGAGAGCAAAGUUUGUAUGGAUGCUAAAUCAUGACACCUCCAAUACCAUAAAGAUGGAGCUCCGUAGGAAAGGGCAUAUCCUCAUGGUCAACAAACCACUUUACAAAGCAAAAAUGAUUCAUAUUCUGGAAGCUGUCAUAAAGGAAAGAAAUCUUGAGCUACAAAAGAAAAACAUGACUGCUCCUAGGACCACAAUGAAAGAGGGUGAUUUGCACGAGUUUCUUGAGAUUGAUUCAACUCAUUUUGAUGUUGCUAGCUCUGAUGAUUCUGACAUAUCUGAAAAGGUUGGUUCAAAUCCUGUAAGUGCCAGUGGAGACAAACCAAUUGAAAAUCCACCAUCACCAGAUCAGAUGAAUAACGGCUUUGUUAGAUUAACCAAUGAAUAUUUACAAGACAAUAAUUUGAGGGAAGAAGAGUCUUGUCAGAGUAACCCCAAUUCCAAUGAUGCCACUGAAGACACCAAACCUAAAUCACUGUCCACUAAAGAAGCAUCCUUUCCAGCAGAAGCUCAAGAUGAAGAUUCUGAAUGUGGAGCAACACAUAGGAUCACCAGCUCAAGUAAAGCAAUAAAUGGAAAGAAAUCUCUCGAGGGCCUAAGGAUUUUGCUUGCAGAAGAUACACCAGUAAUUCAAAGGGUUGCAACCAUAAUGCUUGAAAAAAUGGGAGCUGCUGUUGUUGCUGUAGGAGAUGGACAACAAGCAGUAGAUGCUCUCAAUUGCAAGCUCGAUGCUGAAGAUUGUACAAGGGAGUCUCUCCAAAAGGAAAGAAACACAAGAUCUCAAACAGAGAUUUUGACUUACCCUCCAUAUGACUUGAUCCUAAUGGAUUGUCAGAUGCCAAAGAUGGAUGGCUAUGAGGCAACAAAAGCAAUCAGGAAAUCAGAAGUGGGAACAGGCUUGCACAUUCCCAUUGUUGCUCUUACAGCCCAUGCAAUGUCAUGUGAUGAAGCCAAAUGCCUUGAGGUGGGCAUGGAUGCUUACUUAACUAAGCCAAUUGACUUCAAGAUGAUGGUGUCCACCAUUCUUUCACUCACUAAAAGAUCAUCUUGAAUUCUCACUUAAAGCCCAAGCAAACAGUGGAUGGCUUAGGCAGCUUAGAUAUGCAUAGUAAGUUUACCACAUGUUAACAUCGGAAAUCAUAGCUUGACCCAUGUAUUGUAGAAACGUAGUCCAAUUUUCCUGACUUAACUCACUUGUACAAGUAAAUGGCUGAAGUUUAGUGCUCUUUUUCUGUGUGCUUUAUGACUGCACUGUGAAGAAGGAAAAACUUUAUUUUCACCCAGUUACCAACUUCUAUUUACAUACUGCCAAAUGAAAUAAAUAAA